Eptesicus fuscus (big brown bat) is the source of this 1295-nucleotide messenger RNA. Its product is annotated as casein kinase I-like. Gene Ontology annotation, cellular component: cytoplasm; nucleus. The record is from RefSeq and is a predicted model, not a curated record. The coding region runs from base 77 to 1057 and encodes 326 amino acids. Gene Ontology annotation, molecular function: ATP binding; protein serine/threonine kinase activity. The transcript has a single exon. Gene Ontology annotation, biological process: peptidyl-serine phosphorylation; signal transduction; negative regulation of canonical Wnt signaling pathway. Lineage: Eukaryota; Metazoa; Chordata; Mammalia; Chiroptera; Vespertilionidae.
GGACCAGCCCAGAGGCCCGCGUCCUCCUCUCCCAGGUGUCGGGGCUGCGCCCCAGCCUCCGCCUUCGUCUCCCGCGAUGGCGGCGAGCAGCAGCGGGUCCAAGACCGAGUUCAUUGUCGGAGGGAAAUACAAACUGGUGCGGAAGAUCGGGUCCGGCUCCUUCGGGGACAUUUACCUGGCGAUCAACAUCACCAACGGCGAGGAGGUGGCGGUGAAGCUGGAGUCUCAGAAGGCCCGGCACCCGCAGCUGCUGUACGAGAGCAAGCUCUACAAGAUCCUGCAGGGCGGGGUGGGCAUCCCGCACAUCCGCUGGUACGGGCAGGAGAAGGACUACAAUGUGAUGGUCAUGGACCUGCUGGGGCCCAGCCUGGAAGACCUCUUCAAUUUCUGUUCCAGAAGGUUCACCAUGAAAACGGUCCUGAUGCUGGCGGACCAGAUGAUCAGUAGGAUUGAAUACGUGCAUGCAAAGAAUUUUAUACACAGGGACAUCAAGCCAGAUAACUUCCUCAUGGGUAUCGGGCGGCACUGUAAUAAGCUGUUCCUUAUUGAUAUUGGUUUGGCCAAAAAGUACAGGGACAACAGGACAAAGCAACACAUCCCAUACAGAGAAGACAAAAAUCUCACCGGCACGGCCCGCUAUGCUAGCAUCAAUGCACAUCUUGGCAUUGAACAGAGUCGCCGGGACGACAUGGAAUCCCUGGGGUAUGUUUUGAUGUAUUUUAAUAGAACCAGCCUGCCGUGGCAAGGAUUAAAGGCGGCAACGAAGAAACAAAAAUAUGAAAAAAUCAGUGAAAAGAAGAUGUCCAUUCCUGUGGAGGUUUUAUGUAAGGGCUUUCCUGCAGAAUUUGCCAUGUACUUAAACUAUUGCCGUGGGCUGCGCUUCGAGGAAGCCCCGGAUUACAUGUACCUGAGGCAGCUCUUCCGCAUUCUUUUCAGAACCCUGAACCACCAAUAUGACUACACAUUUGACUGGACAAUGUUAAAGCAGAAAGCAGCACAGCAGGCAACCACUUCAAGCGGGCAGGGUCAGCAGGCCCAACCGCCCACAGGUUUCUAGGCAUGAAUGAAGGAAGGAAUAGAAGGAGCAGUGCAGAUGGCCCGAGCAGCAUUUGUUUCUCCCCAAAUCUAGAAAUUUUAGUUCAUAGGAACACUAGCCAAUGGUUGUGGACAACCAUUCACUUGGUGUAAAGAACUUAAGUUCAGUAUAAACUGGAUCUGAGCAGCAUUGGUGAUGCUGUGUCCCGAGUUGUAGCCGCUGUCAUUGUGAAUAAUAACCGAGAUAGUGAAACAUGGUG